UGGUGCGCUUCUUUCUCUGUACAUAGCCGGCUGUGUCAAGAGCCGGUGGGCGGUGCAGACCCCUGGAGAUGCGGAUGCUGACCUGAAGAUGCGGUAGUUGGGUGCUGCUAUGUUUGGUAUUUUGAACGUGAAACAAGACUUCGAGUGCUUCCUCGACUGCGGUGGAAUGAAACCCCUACAUGGGAUGAGGAGACGCUCUUUGUCUGCAGGACCUCUGAGCAGAAACAAACAAUAGAUGCUUUAUUUCCGGUAAACAAGCAGGAGUGUCCUCCCUGUCUCUGCAGCUGGAGUGGGUUGAGAUGUGGCCUCUUUAAGGACACUUCUUCAAACGGAUGUGUUCACAUUCCUGUCUAAUGAUCGUUGGUACGAGAGAAACACAACAGCAGCUGUGACUGUGCGUAAACGUCCUCUGAGCUGCUGAGCUGCUGACUGAGUGUGAGAGAUGACAUCCACAGAGAAGAGAGGCAGCCUGAUGAGAUGUGUCAGCUGUGAUUAACAUCAGAGGCCUUAGGGAGGAGGCUGUGUACUGGACCUCACUGACAGGAGCUUUACAUUUCGUCUUUAUAAACAUCAAGCUGCAGCAUUGUAUCUGUCUGUAUUUAAAACCGCUUUAUUCGAAGAGGUUCUUGAAUCCACCAUCAUACAGAGUCACUGAUCUCACUUGUUUCCGGAGGUAGAUGCUCCUCUCCCUGACGCAGCUCCUGUGGAGGCUCCAUCAAUAUUUCUGCGCCAUGUUCAGCUCAGAAAGGCUCACGGUGCCGGAUUAUGUCAGCCGGCUGCAGAGAGGGAGGAGCGGCUCCGGCUCCGGCUCCGACCACCAAAGGCCGGUGUCCCCGGGCGUCAACGCCGACGUGCAGGCGGUGUUGAGCACCUCGCUCCCCGCCCUGCGCGCCGCCAUCGGGAGGCUGAAGUCGGCCAAAGAGUCCGGGGAUUCGGAGGAGACCCGCAGGGGCAUUGCAGAGAUCUUCCAGCUGGUGGAGGAGGCCUGGGUCCUGCCCACCGUGGGCCGUCAGGUGGCAGAGGAGAUAUGCAACAGGGUCCGGCUAGAAGGAGGCCUGGAGCUGCUGCUUCAACUCCACCAGACACCUUCUGUGGAGAUCAUCUAUGAGUCUGCAAAACUGCUGGAGCAGAUACUGGUCUCAGACAACAGAGAUUACAUUGCUCGUAUGGGACUGGGGGUCAUCCUGAACCUGACUCAAAAGCAGGAAGAUGCCCAGCUGGCUCGCAGCGUCUCUGGGAUCCUGGAGCACAUGUUCAAACACACAGAGGAGACGUCCGUCUACCUCAUGUCCAAUGGUGCCCUGGAUGCCCUCCUCUUCUGGUGCCGGGGCACGGAUCCCACUGUGCUGCGACAUUGUGCCGUGGCCCUGGCUAACUGUGCCAUGUACGGGGGCCACCGCUGCCAGCGAUUGAUGAUUGAAAAACAGGCGGCCGAGUGGCUUUUCCCUCUGGCUUUCUCCAAAGAGGACGAACUUAUCCGGUUCCAUGCAUGCCUGGCUGUGACUGUGUUGGCCGCAAACAAAGAAAUUGAGAAGGAGGUGGUGAAAUCUGGGACCUUGGAGCUGGUGGAACCGUUCAUUUCGUCCUUGGAUCCGGAUGACUUUGCCCGCAAUUUAUUGGACAGAGCAGACUGCAUGCAGGGGAGGACAGCAUCUGAUCUGCAGCACUUUCUGCCUUUACUGGAUGGAACAAGAGUGGAGGGAAAGUGCAUUGCAGCCUUUUACUUUUGUGUUGAGGCCAGCAUCAAGUCUCGUCAGCGCAACACUAAGAUAUUUCAAGAGAUCGGAGCAGUGCAGGGCCUAAAAAGAAUUGCCAUGUACUCCAGUAAUGGUACAGCCUGUUCCCUCGCCAAACGGGCACUGAAAAUAAUGGAUGAGGAAGUUCCAAAUCGCAUCCUGUCGUGUGUUCCAAACUGGAAAACCUGUGAGGUGCAGAAGUGGCUGCAGCAGGUUGGGUUCAGUACCUUCUGUGACCGUUUCAAGGAGCUGCAGGUGGAUGGAGACCUCCUGCUGAACAUCACAGACCAGGAUCUGAACAGUGACCUGGGAAUGACUGCAGGCCUCACUCGAAAAAGAUUUCUGAGGGAUCUGCGUGUGUUAAAAACAUAUGCCAACUACUCCACAUGUGACCCAAACAACAUGUCUGACUGGUUAGUUGAUGUGGACCCUUGCUUCCGUCAGUACACCUACAGUCUGGUCCAGUCAGGUGUCGAUCGCAACAAUGUCCAGUACGUGACCGAUCAGCAGCUUCAGCAUGACUGCCACAUCGACAACGGAGUACACAGAGCCAUAGUACUGUCUGCCAGUCGCCGGCCUUUGAAGCCAUGUUUCACAGACGCCCAGCCUGCAGGGCCCGACGUAUUCAUAAGCUACCGUCGAACCACCGGCUCCCAACUGGCCAGCCUUCUGAAGGUUCACCUGCAGGUUCGAGGAUACAGCGUCUUCAUAGAUGUGGAGAAACUGGAGGCUGGGAAAUUUGAUGACAAACUGAUCCAGAGUGUCCAGCGAGCUAGCAACUUCAUCCUGGUCCUGUCAGCCAACGCGCUCGACAAAUGCAUGGCUGAUACUGACAUGAAGGAUUGGGUGCAUAAGGAGAUAGUCACAGCCUUGGCUGGAAAGAAGACCAUAAUCCCUGUGAUAGAUAAUUUUGCGUGGCCAGAUGCCAUGUCUCUGCCAGAGGACAUGAGAGCGGUUCUCAAAUUCAACGGCGUCAAAUGGUCCCAUGAGUAUCAGGAGGCCACCAUCGAGAAGAUCCUUCGCUUUCUGAAAAGAUGCCCAGACCAAGUCGACGGCCCAGACACCUCCAAAGGGCAGAAAAAGAAAUAAACGAACAUAUACGCAGCUAUAAUAACUCAAUGAUGCCAAAUUCCACAUGGCCUAUGGUGAAACGGCCGGCAGCUUUCCUUGCUCUGCCCAAAUGCAUGUGAAGUAAAUUUGAUGACCUAAUAUAAUUAGACUAACAAUAAUAAUAAUAAUAGCUUGAAUUUAUAUAGCGUCUUUCAAGACACCCAAGGAUGCAUAUGUCUGUAUGGACAAAAGAGAACUAAAUAUAUUGCAAACAAUACACUGAAUUGAAAAAGGGAGUUCACAUUGUACAUAAUAAACUCAAAGCCUUUAAUGUUAGUAUCAUGCUGCCGUAUAUGUAAAUUCAGGUACGCCUUCUGUUUCUCAGGAAAAUAACUGAUAUAGAUCUGCUGUCACAGACACCCAGCAACAUUAUCAAUAGCAUUUUCUAAGACUUCCACUGACACCGGCAUCCUCAUUAAAGCAACAUGUCAUCUUUUGAUUAAGUCACAUGCAACAUUCAUAUGACGUCUAUUUUUUGUUUUUAAUUUCGGGUCGUGGCAGAAAACAGGCACAGGUAACUCCUGGAAAAUUAUGACUCAGUUUGUUUUACAGUGUUUUCUUGGCUCGUUGCAACACAGUAGCGUAAUAUGUAAAACUGUAAUUAAUUGACUUGAGAUUUUGUCUGCCAGUGUUAAGUCUGUUGAGUAAUAACUCGUAAUAACUUAUCUGCUUUUGCAGUUAAUAUCUCAUCAUGUGAGUAAGUAAGUGUAUUCAAUAGAAGAAAUCCAGAAAUAUGACACAAACACCAAGGUUUGUGAAAAUAUAAAAGAGAAGUGGUGGAUAACUUCUGCAGCUGUACACCUGUGACGAUCGAUCAAAAAAAAGAAAAAGAAAAAAAACAUUGUUCUUUAUUGAGGCUGAAAUAAAGACAUAAUGAAACAUUUGCAAAUUAACCAAAGCAGUUGUUAAGAUGUACUGGUCACAUGUUUGUUUUUAAUUGAUUUGAUUUGGUUAUGCCUUAUUAUUAUUUGCCUUCCAUGUCCUCAUAGCAUCUGUUAAAAAGGCUCAUUGACAUUUUUUAUACUUUAUUUUUAAUCUUCAAAUUUUUCAAUGUUUUUAUUGUAAAACAAAGAUAAUUUGGUCUCUUUAUU
Molecule: messenger RNA, 3937 nt
Organism: Paralichthys olivaceus (Japanese flounder)
Lineage: Eukaryota; Metazoa; Chordata; Actinopteri; Pleuronectiformes; Paralichthyidae
Gene: sarm1
Product: sterile alpha and TIR motif containing 1
Biological process (GO): signal transduction; response to axon injury; negative regulation of MyD88-independent toll-like receptor signaling pathway
Cellular component (GO): dendrite
Molecular function (GO): protein binding; signaling adaptor activity; NAD+ nucleosidase activity
Source: RefSeq, a predicted model, not a curated record